AUGGUUGUUAUCCCUUUUUGUGGAUAUUUUGAAGUAUUCAAGAUGGAUUUCAUAGGUGUCAACUGCGAUGUGGGUACAGUAACCGUGUCAGAUGUGGUUCUUGUCCUUGUGAUAAUGGUUGGUGUCGUGGAAGACAAUACUCUUGUCCUUGAAGUAUCUGCAAUUGAAGUAGAAAAUUCUGUUGUCGUUGAUGUUGAUUCAGUUAAUGAAGACAAUUCCCUUGUUCUCGAAGUUUCCGCAAUCGAAGAAGGAGAUACCGAGGACGUUUCUGAUGACAAUGUAACAGUUGAAGAAACCACGACUGUAAUAGUCACAUCCGAUGAAGACAGCUCCGCUGAUCUCGAAGAAGCAGUCGAAGAAGACCUUGUUCUUGAAGUAUUUGCAAUCGACAUCGACGGCGACAGUGUUUCAGACGAAGAUAACGUGACCGUCGAAGAAGUCACAAUCGUAGGAGUGACCAUCGAAGAAGACAGCUCUGCUGAUCUCGAAGAAGCCGUGAUUGAAGACGAAGAACUAGGAGUCUCGGACGAUAACGUGACAGUCGAAGAAGACCUUGUUCUUGAAGUAUUUGCAAUCGACAUCGAUGACAGCAGUGUUUCAGACGACGAUAAUGUGACAGUUGAAGAUAUCGUAAUCGUAAUAGUCACAUCAGACGAAGAAGACGCUACUGACCUUGAAGAAGGUCUGAUUGAAGACGACGAAACACUUGGGGUCUCAGACGACAAUGUGACGGUCGAGGAAGUCACAAUCGUAGACGUCACGAUCGAAGAAGGCACAGUCGAAGAAGACAGUUCCGCUGACCUUGAAGAAGGUCUGAUUGAAGACGACGAAACACUUGGGGUCUCAGACGAUAACGUGACAGUCGAGGAAGUCAUAAUCGUGGAAGUCACAAUCGAAGAAGACAGUUCCGCUGACCUUGAAGAAGGUUUGAUUGAGGUCGAUGAAACACUUGGAGUCUCAGAUGAGGAAGAAGGCACAGUCCAAGAAGAUACAGUAGAUGACCACGUCUCCGAGGAAGAAGGCACAGUCCAAGAAGAUGCAAUAGAUGACCAACUCUCCGACGAAGAAGGAACAGUCCAAGAAGACAGUUCCGCUGACCUUGAAGAAGGUCUGAUUGAAGACGACGAAACACUUGGAGUCUCAGACGAUAACGUGACAGUCGAGGAAAUCACAAUCGUAGAGGUCACGAUCGAAGAAGACGCUAUCGAAGAGGGCACAGACGAUGUAGUACAUGGAGUCUCCGUCGAAGAAGGCACAGACCAAGACGAAACAGUAGAUGACCAAGUUUCAGACGAAAAAGGCACAGACGAAGAUCUUCCUGCAACGGAGCUUUCGCUUGAAGUGGUACAUGGAGUCUCCGACGAAGAAGGCACAGUCCAUGAAGACACAGUAGAUGACCAACUCUCCGACGAAGAUUUUCCAGCCAAGGAGCUUUCGCUAGAAGUGGUGCAUGGAGUCUCCGACGAAGAAGGCACAGUCCAAGAAGAUACAGACGAAGAUCUUCCUGCAACGGAGCUUUCGCUUGAAGUGGUACAUGGAGUCUCCGACGAAGAAGGCACAGUCCAUGAAGACACAGUAGAUGACCAAGUCUCAGACGAAGAUGACACAGUCCAAGAAGAUACAGUCGAUGACCAACUCUCAGACGAAGAAGGCACAGACGAAGAUCUUCCAGCAACGGAGCUCUCGCUUGAAGUGGUACAUGAAGUUUCUGAUGAUGAAGACACAGUCCAAGAAGAUACAACAGAUGACCAACUCUCCGACGGAAGAAGGCACAGUCCAAGAAGAUACAGAUGA
Molecule: messenger RNA, 1794 nt
Organism: Meyerozyma guilliermondii ATCC 6260
Lineage: Eukaryota; Fungi; Ascomycota; Pichiomycetes; Serinales; Debaryomycetaceae
Exons: 1
Coding region: 1-1794 (597 amino acids)
Source: RefSeq, a predicted model, not a curated record